Theileria parva strain Muguga is the source of this 853-nucleotide messenger RNA. RefSeq lists its product as uncharacterized. Bases 122 to 424 code for a protein of 100 amino acids. The transcript has a single exon. The record is from RefSeq and is a predicted model, not a curated record. NCBI's taxonomy places the organism in Eukaryota, Apicomplexa, Aconoidasida, Piroplasmida, Theileriidae.
UGUUGGUGUAAAUUUUGGAAGAUUUAUAAGAAUUAGAAGCUUAAGUGACCCGAGUAUCCAAUUAUUACAUUUUAAGAGAACUCUUGGGUUUUUGAGGGCUGCUAAAUCUGGAGGCGCACAUAUGUUAGUUUUAGGAACCAAACACCAAAAAAGUUUAAAUUACCAGCAGUUAUUAAGCCAAAAAUUCGAUAACCCUACCAAGGUAACUCCAGAAAUUAUCACAAACGCCCCUCUAAACUACGACGUGAUACUUUGUUUUGACCCUAUCCGCUACGCUAAACUUUUGUAUAACAUCAACUUACCCUGUGUUGCUAUUUCAAAGGUUGAGGAUUUCUAUCAUCACAGGGACAUCCCUGACGCCUUUGACUACCUUUUGCCAUUAACUGAAGAUUUUUUGGAUAUUUCUAGUAUUCAUUCCGAUUAGUUUAACACCUUUAUCACUUCUGUAUACUUUGUUAUAGUAACUCAGGCCGUUAAUCAUUAUAACAAAUAUCGAAGAACUCGGUUGUAUUUAUCUUUGUGUUAAUUAGAGUAAUGAGUUCAUCAGUUGAAUUUGAGCUUCAGAAUCGUAAAGACUCCUCCGAUCCUGUGUCUGAGAACAUCUUUUUAGCUGGCAAAGCUUGGGAAUUUUUAACCCAUAAAAUAUUUGAAAAUGAGGCUGGAAGUGCCUUUCUUAUUGUAGCAGGUACCGUAGCCAUCGCUGCUCUUUGCGGUCGUGAAAGACGUGCUGCCACACUUGCUAGAUCACUACAACUAGGUCCUGCGACUAGCCUCAGGGUCUUUGGGCAUCCUAGGUAUCACAACCAUGUACCCAAAAAUCCUCUUCUAAAAUAUUAAUAUUUUAUAACAUAUA